AUGAAUUGUUUAAAAAGUUAUCAAUACCAAAGAGCUAGAAAUUUCUACCACAAAAUGGAACUAGGCGGACUAUUGGCAUACGUUUGUAAAAUCUGCAAUAAAAAAUAUGAAAACGCUCCUUCUGUCAUCAAUCACGUCAAUUAUGAAUGUAACAAAGAAAAGCAGUUUAAAUGCAACGUUUGCGACAGGAAAUUUUCUAGGAAAGGAAAUUUGAAAGUACACAAGGGGGCAGUACAUGAUGUUUGCGGAGUCAUAAAACAGAACACCGUCGGCCAUUACAUGUGUCCUAGGUGCGGGAAAGUCUACAAACACAAAACGUCUGUCUACACCCAUUUGAAGAACGACUGUGGAAAGCCGCCUCAGUAUUUUUGCGACAUUUGCGAAUUUUCGAGCAGAUUCGAUCAUGUCUUGCGACGACACAUGAUGUCAGCUUCGCACAAAAAACGCGCUUUCGCUCACAAAAAUUUUGAGUCCCUAGAUCGGGAAUAAGACCACUGUAUUUUGGUCACAAAGGGGGGCAAGGUGUAUUAGUAAGCAAAUUUUUUUUAUAAUAAUGGUUUUUACUACAGUUAAGUUGUUAAAAAGUGGGGUAGUCAAUUUUUUUUU
Psylliodes chrysocephalus is the source of this 606-nucleotide messenger RNA. The record is from the annotation of a GenBank genome assembly. Lineage: Eukaryota; Metazoa; Arthropoda; Insecta; Coleoptera; Chrysomelidae.